Molecule: messenger RNA, 438 nt
Organism: Rotaria sordida
Lineage: Eukaryota; Metazoa; Rotifera; Eurotatoria; Philodinida; Philodinidae
Source: the annotation of a GenBank genome assembly
AUGGAUCUUUUUGCAGUUAUACUUAUUAGUAUAACAAUAUUAACAAUUUGUGGAAUUUGCCUUUUUAUAUUAAUUUGUGCAUUACAACCAAAAAUUAUACGUUAUUUUCAUCGAAAAACAAAUAAAACAUAUUAUAUUACAUCUUCGAAAAAAGAAAACGAAAUUCAAAAUGAUUUCAAUAUGAAUAAUUUUGAUUUAACUACUAAAUCCAUAUCAGAUGACUUAGAUAAACGAGCGUAUUUAAAAAUAUUAGAACGAAGUGUUAGAACAGGACGACGAAUACAAGAUGAAAAAGACAAUAAAAAUCAUACUACUACUACUACUACUAAUAAUAAUAAUAAUAAUCCUCAUCUAGAUUUAUUUUAUUUUCCUGGUCAAUGUAUGAAUAAAAAUUCAUCUUCAACAAUAACUAAUAUAUCAAGAAGUAUAGAAAUUUGA